Molecule: messenger RNA, 3694 nt
Organism: Orbicella faveolata
Lineage: Eukaryota; Metazoa; Cnidaria; Anthozoa; Scleractinia; Merulinidae
Product: oxysterol-binding protein 1-like
Cellular component (GO): plasma membrane; perinuclear endoplasmic reticulum; cytosol
Molecular function (GO): sterol binding
Source: RefSeq, a predicted model, not a curated record
CCAUACGCGUGACAAUCCAGCUGGUCACGCCAUGCGUAAUUACACAACACCCGAUUGUUCUAAAAUUGCUGCAUGCGCGCCUCCGGGGUAUUAGUUUUGUGAGAACAAUUUUUGAUACGCAGUGUCUGGUUGAAGGUCAACUCUAUUUAGAUUAUUAAGAUUUUACGUACGAUUGAGAGGGUCGGCGUUAUAUUUCGUUCUACUUCAAAAUACCCCCACAGCUCGAGGUUCAAAGCUUGUGGUUUUUUCUGCGGUGGACUCGGGGUUAGAGCGUUACUGCAAAUUUUCCAAUCACUUCCGGCGCCGGUUUCAGUCGACUGUACUGAUCAUGAGAUCGACAUCUCGAGCCGAGGUGAGACUUUAGUAUCUCAAAAUGCGACACCGCAGUUUAGAUGGGUAUAAUUUGUUCCUGUGGCAGUGAGCGGAAAGGCCGGUCAGAGAGCGUCCUUGUGAUAGACCAUGGAUCCAUCGAAUUUCGACAUUCUGGAUCUCCUAAUAUCCGGGUGCGGGUAGCGGUUCCUACGUGUCACGUGACUAUGUCUCGCCCCGCUGGCGAAGAAUUUGCUGUUGUGGAAAUUCCCUCUGAAAAUGUGAGUAUGCCUGACGGUCAAGUCUGCCCUGAUCAUUUUAGAGGAUGGCUGCUAAAGUGGACGAAUUACAUCAAAGGAUAUCAGAAAAGAUGGUUUGUCCUGUCGAACGGACUUCUGUCCUAUUACAGAAGCCAAGCCGAGAUGGCUCACACUUGUCGUGGCACUAUAAAUCUUGCCGGUGCUUUUAUCGACUCGGAAGAUUCAUGUAGUUUUGUGAUUUCUAAUGGAGGGACUCAAGUUUUCUACAUGAGAGCGAGCUCGGAAGUAGAGCGGCAAAGAUGGGUUACAGCUCUGGAACUGGCGAAAGCGAAGGCCAUCAAAAUGCUGGAGUCAGAUGAAGAAGAUGAUUCAAACAAUGACAAAGCGGAGAACAUCAAACCACUGAAUGCCAAACUUGAUGAUUUACAGACUUGCAAUGAUCUUGUAGGCAAACAUGGCUCAGCCUUGCAGCGUUCUAUUGUUGAGCUUCAGGAGGUGGAAGAUAAUCCCACUUUGUUUGGAAAGCUCAAGUUUGUGAACGAGAAGGCCACUCUUUUUCGGAUAACAGCAAAUGCCAUGAUAAGUGCGUGCGCAGAAUUCUUGGAACUUGCUCAGACACAAGAAAAAAGAUGGCAAAAGGCUCUACAGUAUGAGCGGCAAAGAAGAGUGACUCUUGAAGAGACAGUAGAAGCAUUAGCUAAACAGCACAAUACCCUUGAAAGAGCCUGCAGGAAAAACACAGUUGGCAACUUAGUUGAGCCACAAGACACUGAACUGGGUCGCGACAGUGAUGAUGAUGAAGAAGAAUUGGAAGAUGAAGAUGAAGAAAAUGCAGAGUUCUUUGAUGCAAUAGCAGAGCAUCCUGAAGGCUUCACUUUAUCUGUUAGCAAAAGCCACGAGAGUUUACAAAGCUCAAGUUCAGAGCAGAGUUUCAGUAUGGAUACCGAGGGUACCAAACCUUUAUUGUCAGGAACAUUAUCAGAUACAAGUAACUUAGCUCCUGCAGAAAAGAAACAGGAAGAAGCUGGAGACAGUGCUGCUGCUGAAAUUACUGAUGUAACAGCAUCUGUGAAAGGCAAAGAAGAAUCAGAAAUUUCCAGUGGUGACGGAACAAAUGGAAAUUCUGUUACCAAGAAGGUAGUCACAUCACCUUUCACUGUUGAAGGCUCCUUUGGAGUGACUCAAUCUACAGACAGGCUUGUGACAAAGCACUACAGAAAGAAGAUACCAGACAAACCAGACAUAAGCAUAAACCUUUGGAGUAUUCUCAAGAAUUGUAUAGGAAAAGAGUUAUCUAAAAUACCUAUGCCUGUUAAUUUCAACGAGCCCAUCUCUAUGCUUCAAAGACUUACAGAAGAGUUGGAGUACUCUGAACUUUUAGACAAAGCAGCUGCUUGUGAGACAUCCACUGAACAAAUGUGCUAUGUUGCGGCAUUUACAACUUCCUCCUACUCAACAACUUCCACAAGAACUGGGAAGCCAUUUAACCCAUUACUUGGAGAAACAUUUGAAUUUGACCGAACAGAAGAUUUAGGGUGGCGGUCACUUGCUGAGCAGGUGAGCCACCAUCCACCUGCAUCAGCCCUUCAUGUUGAGCAUAAGGACUGGAUCUUCUGGCAGGAAUUCACCUGCACCAGUAAAUUCCGUGGCAAGUAUCUCCAAGUUAUCCCACACGGCGUGGCGCACCUAAAGUUCAAUAAGUCUGGUAAUCAUUACACCUGGAAAAAAGUCACCACUACAGUCCAUAACAUCAUUGUUGGCAAGCUUUGGAUUGAUCAGUCAGGUGAGAUGGACAUUGAAAACCACACAACAAAAGAUGUUUGCCACCUUAAAUAUGAUGCUUACAAUUACUUUGGACGAGACACACCUAGAAAGGUGACAGGAGUAGUCACGGACUCCUCAAAGGUUGUCAGAUAUGUGAUCUCAGGAACCUGGGACAACAAGUUAGAUGGAGCUAAAGUUAUGUACACUAGGUCACCUUCCAGUGUGAAGCAGCCCCCAUCCACUCCUCACAAGAGCCAGGCCCAGACUCUACCUCCAGUCACUUUAUGGAUGAAAAAUCCAGCACUGCCUGGCUGUGAGAAAAUGUAUUACUUCACGGAGUUUGCCCUUGCGCUUAAUCAGCAUGAUGAAAGCGUGGCCCCAACUGACUCGCGGAGAAGACCAGACCAGCGUCUUAUGGAAAAUUGUAAAUGGGACGAAGCUAAUCAAGAAAAACAGAAAUUGGAGGAAAUGCAAAGAACAAGGAGACGGAAACGUGAGGCUGAAGCCUUGGAAGCUCAAACAGCGGGCAUAGUUUAUGAAGGUUACAAGCCAGCUUGGUUUGAAAAUGUCAUGGAUGAAGUCACGGAUACUUCUGUACAUGUGUACAAAGGUGGCUAUUGGGAGGCUAAGGAAAGAAAAGACUGGAGUCUCUCUCCAGAGAUUUACUAGGUUCUUUCAGAUAGAAAUUUAAAGUUGACAAUUCACUGAUUUUUGCGACAGUUGUUACAGAUUUGGCAUGGAUGGUGGUGGUUGCAUCUCUCGUAUCUCUCAGCAUCCUUGGAAGGUUGCUAAUGACUCGUGUAGCAAAAACAAUUUCCCUUGAGAAACUGGAGAAAGCAUGAUUACCUUGCAAGAAAAUGCUUUAAUCACUCUACUUCCUCAAUAUCACACAGACAGAUGGGGGUCACGUGUUUUACUUACUGAUAUAAGUUGUAUUUAUGUUCAAUAUUCCCAAACUGUGAAACAAGCAGCAACUUAGAAGGGAACAUUGCACUCGGCCAAUGAAAAAGCAUGCAAAAAAGUUUUGGUUUCGUCAUUGUUCGUGGCAGUGUCAAGUGUUUCUUGGCAAAGACAAGUAGAAUUGUUAGAAUGAAACUAGCAUGUCUAAGGGAAAAAAAAUGAACACUUUUUAUCACUGUGACUGACUUGAAAAAUGUUAUGAAAAUUUUGAGAUGCCAGCUAUCAACUUAGGAUUAUUUAACAAUUCAGUGCAUAUCCUUUCAUGGUUAGACAUUAUUUCAGGGAGAAUGAGCUUCUACAGGGAAACAAAUUGACACAAUUUAUAAUAGAUUUUGUUAUUGCAGAUUUAUGGUAUUAAAUUAAUGCUGAUAAUGAAUAAAAAGUCAGUUAUUGUUUUGCCA